Messenger RNA from Coregonus clupeaformis (lake whitefish), 2776 nucleotides. RefSeq names its product mitochondrial import receptor subunit TOM70-like. Lineage: Eukaryota; Metazoa; Chordata; Actinopteri; Salmoniformes; Salmonidae. The coding region runs from base 483 to 2219 and encodes 578 amino acids. The record is from RefSeq and is a predicted model, not a curated record. The transcript is spliced from 12 exons. Gene Ontology annotation, molecular function: protein binding.
GAUAACACUCAAAAGUAGGUUUCCUGAAAUCGACGUUUUAAGCCUUGCAUUUUUUAAUACAUACAGUAGAUGGGGGCAUUGCACUCCAUGUAAUUUUGUACUCGUCCAUGUAGUCCGGAAGUACAGAGUUCCCCGCCCCGGUUGCAGUUACACAGCGCCCGCCAGUAUCCCAAGAUUCCGCUGUUUCUGCUUUACCUCGCCGAUUACGGAGUGAGUACUGGAGGAGUUGGUCGUCACUAGUUACCACAGCCACAAAGUCACAAUUAAUGCCAAAACCCGCCUAUUUUUACAAUUUAUCUUCUUAAAAUCUGAUUUUAAACCUAACCACUCUGCUGACCUUAUGCCUAACAUUAAAUUAAGACCAAAAAGGGAAUUAUUUUUAAAAAUAAUUGUAAUUAUAUAUAGCCAAUUAUAACUUUGUGGCUGGGGCAACUAGUGACAACUGGUCCGUGUUCUGCUCGCUUCUGUCCAUUACAUGGUGGAUGAUGGCCGCUUCAAAGCCUGUCGAGCCGCACUCCGGGAGCGGUUUCCCCCGCUGGCAGCUGGCCCUCCUGGUCGGAACCCCCAUAGUGCUGGGUGUAGGAGCCGUUUACCUGUGGAACCGCAACAAGACCAAGGACACACCCGGGAAAAGCAAUGGGGUACGGACAACUCCAGAAGGUAGCGCCAGCCCCGUCCAGGGCCAAGACGGAGCCCGUCGCGAACUGGAGGACAUGAGUCCUCUGGACCGGGCCCAGGGUGCUAAGAACAAGGGCAACAAGUACUUCAAGGCUGGGAAGUAUGAGCAGGCCAUCCAGUGUUACACAGAGGCCAUCGGUCUGUGUCCUAGAGAGAACCAGACAGACCUGUCCACCUUUUACCAGAACAGAGCUGCUGCCUACGAACAGCAGAUGAAGUGGACCGAGGUGGUGCAGGACUGUUCCCAGGCUGUAGAGAUGAACCCUCGCUAUAUCAAGGCCCUGUUCAGGAGGGCCAAGGCCCUGGAGAGACUGGACAACAACAAGGAGUGUCUGGAAGAUGUGACGGCGGUAUGUAUCCUGGAGGCCUUUCAGAACCAGCAGAGUAUGCUGUUAGCAGACAAAGUCCUCAAACAGCUGGGGAAGGAGAAGGCCAAAGACCAGUACAAGAACCGUGACCCCCUGAUGCCUUCUCCUCAGUUCAUCAAGUCCUACUUCAGCUCCUUCACCGAUGACAUAAUCAGCCAGCCGCUCCAGAAGGGCGAGAAGAAGGACGAGGACAAGGACAACGAAGGCGAGGCCACAGAAGUCACAGAAAGUUCUGGUUACCUGAAGGCCAAGCAGUACAUGGAGGAGGAGAACUAUGAUAAGAUUAUCAGUGAGUGCACUAAGGAUGUGGAGUCUGGGGGCCGGUACACUGCUGAGGCCCUGUUGCUACGGGCAACCUUUUACCUACUCAUCGGCAACGCCACAGGCGCCCAGCCCGACCUGGACCGGGUCAUCAACAUGGAGGACGCCAACGUCAAGCUGAGGGCCAAUGCUCUGAUCAAGCGUGGCAGUAUGUACAUGCAACAGCAGCAGCCUAUGAUGUCAACGCAGGACUUCAACAUGGCCGCUGAGAUCGACACACGCAACGCAGACGUCUACCACCACCGGGGACAGUUGAAGAUCCUUCUUGACCAGGUGGAGGAGGCUGUGGGAGACUUUGAUCAGUGCAUCCUGCUCAGACCUGACUCUGCUCUGGCACAGGCUCAGAAAUGCUUUGCCCUGUACAGACAAGCAUACACUGGGAACAGCCAGUCCCAGGUGCAGACGGCCAUGGACGGCUUUGAGGACAUCGUCAGGAGGUUCCCCAAGUGUGCUGAGGGAUACGCUCUUUAUGCACAGGCGUUGACUGACCAGCAGCAGUUUGGCAAGGCAGAUCAGAUGUACAACAAGUGCAUUGACCUGGAGCCAGACAACGCUACAACAUACGUCCACAAGGGGUUGUUGCAGCUCCAGUGGAAGCAGGACUUGGACCUGGGCCUGGACCUCAUCAGCAAGGCCAUUGAGAUCGACAACAAAUGUGACUUUGCCUACGAAACCAUGGGAACUAUUGAAGUUCAAAGGGGGAACCUGGACAAGGCGAUAGACAUGUUCAACAAGGCCAUCAACCUGGCCAAGUCAGAGAUGGAGAUGGCCCACCUGUACUCGCUGUGUGACGCGGCCCACGCCCAGACUGAGGUAGCCAGGAAGUACGGGCUGAAGCCACCCACGCUGUAACACCCCUGUCACAUGACCCACCUUACCCAAGCCCCUCCCACUCUCCACUGCUGAGCCUGAUCAUAUUAAAACUGCAGAUGUUUGAGUAAUUUUGUUUUGUACAAGACAUGAGAACUACCAGUGGUUAAAGAUGAAUGUAAAAUAUAUGUGACUAGGGUUGCAAAAUUCCGGUAACUUUCCCAGAAUUACCCGGUUUUCCUGAAAUCCAGGAAUUAUGAGGAAAUAAGCAGGAAAUCCGUGAAACCGCAGGAUUUCUGGAAAACCAGGGAGGGAAGGUUGGGAAAGUAACUGGAAUUUUGCAACCCUGUCUGUGACCAUCUAUUAUGACCAUGUUUGUCACGUUGGAGUUUAAACCAGGGCUAGAACCCCAAGCCGCUGGUAAAUAGGGAGAGGUUUUAACCCUCACACCCCCCGUCUCCUGAUAUUUAGUUUGAGCCGGACCACGACCUCUAUUGUCCCUCCUGUACCAGUCCAGAUGGUCUUGUUUUCUCUACCAGGAACAUGUGGAUGGCUCGUGAAGCCAGGGAUCCAUCCAGAAAUAAUUCAACCUUCUAAAA